UUGUUGAAGUUGUAUGUUGGCACGUCAUUUCUUGCUCAUGAAACUCUUCCAUAUGACAACCUGUGGCCCUUGCAGGACUCCCAGCGGAUCCCUCGGAUCACCAAGCUUUGUUAUGCUGCUGGCUCGGUCCCGUAUCAGUGCACUACAGCAGCUCUAUUUGUCUCACAGCAGAUAUUCCUUCUGGAUGUUGUGCAGAUGGAGGCUAUCUACGUGUCCAUGAUUCUGUUCCUGACUCGCGUCUGGGAUGGCGUGACCGACCCUCUGGUUGGAUACCUUGUGAGCCGCAGUAAGUGGACGCGCAUAGGCAAACUCAAACCUUGGAUCGCAUUUUCCACACCACUUGGUAUCAUCUUCUAUGUGAUGAUGUGGAUAAUGCCAUUUGGAUCAGGUUCUCACGCUGCCAACUUAAUGUGGUUCCUCUCAGUUUCCUGCCUGUUUGAGACCCUCAUGACGUGCUACAACAUCCCGUACCUCACACUGAACAUGUUCCUGGGGGGAAACCAGAAGAACAGAGACUUUGCUACAGCAUACAGAAAGGUCACAGACGCCUUUGCAAUGGCGGUGGCUUCAGCCAUUCAGGGCUACGUUGUAAAAGAGUACAACAAAGAAAAGCAGACAACAUGUCAGCAGCAUGACCACGAUGACACCACACCUCAAUCCACAUCUUUGCCAACCACAACAUUACUCCAGAAAACGCAAACGACUUUCCUGAUAUCCGCUUUGGCCAUGGGUGGGAUAUUUUUCCUGUCCAGCCUGAUUCUCCUGUUUGGGGUGAAAGAGCAACGAGCUCUGCCCUGUUCUCAUGAGAAAGUGCGACCACCCUUUGUGACCUCACUUAGGAUGCUUGCAUGUCAUUUUCCUUACCAGCGACUGGUGCUUGGUUUCGUGUUCUGCACAUUUGCAUUUCAGACAUCACUGGGUAACUUUGCACUGUUCUGCAGUCACGUGGCCGGGCUGGGGAACCAUUUCCAGCUACUCAUCCUGACCCUACUGAGUUCUUCUACGGUAGGGGUUCUGAUUUGGCAAGCUGUUCUCAGGAGAGUGGGGAAAAAAACAACACUUUUUAUUGGAAUGUCGCUCUUCCUGCCAUCAUCAGCUGUGAUCAUGUUGGUUCCCACUAACCUGCCCAUCCUCACCGUUAUGUGCGUUUUGAUUGGCAUCAGCCUGGCAACCUUGUUCUUGCUGCCCUGGUCCAUGCUUCCAGAUGUGGUGGACGACUUCACUCUGAAACACCCGUCCUACCAAGACAUGGAGUCUUUGUUCUUCUCCUGUUACGCUUUCUGCCAAAAGCUGGGAGGAAGCCUGGCUGUUGGAAUUUCAACACUGACAUUACAGUUUGUGGGCUACAAAGCAAAUGCGUGUCACCAUGGUGACGGCGUGACGACGGCGCUGAUGGUGCUGUUCUCAUUAGUUCCUGUUGUUCUGCUGUUGAUGGGGAUCCUCACUUUCAUGUUCUACCCGAUUGAUGAGAGGGAAGAAAUGGCAGCUAUCCCAAAUGCUGCACUUUUCGUCACACAAGAGGAUACAGAGCAUCGUGCUGAUGUAACACUAACUCAGGUGUCGGCUGAAUCUAGCAGCACUUGUGGAAGUGGGAGAGUGAGAUUGUUUAUGCCUCAGUAUGAUGAUUGGACGCCACGCCAAAGCAGUGCAAAUUUUCCUCAGAAUGCUGCUGGGACUGUGCCUUUCACCUCAAAGAUGAAAUCCAAAGUCACACUAGUGUAG
This is a messenger RNA of Thalassophryne amazonica, 1722 nucleotides long. It is a transcript of the gene mfsd2al2, whose product is annotated as major facilitator superfamily domain containing 2a-like 2. The annotation marks the transcript as partial. Lineage: Eukaryota; Metazoa; Chordata; Actinopteri; Batrachoidiformes; Batrachoididae. Gene Ontology annotation, cellular component: membrane. The record is from RefSeq and is a predicted model, not a curated record. Gene Ontology annotation, molecular function: symporter activity. The transcript is spliced from 13 exons. Gene Ontology annotation, biological process: carbohydrate transport.